Molecule: messenger RNA, 4198 nt
Organism: Procambarus clarkii (red swamp crayfish)
Lineage: Eukaryota; Metazoa; Arthropoda; Malacostraca; Decapoda; Cambaridae
Source: RefSeq, a predicted model, not a curated record
AGGAAGAGGCGAGGGUCGCGCUGCGUCGCCAGUAUUUACAUCUUCAGCUCCUGGGUAUAUUUAGCCAUGUUCUGGGCUUGUAAGCACGGUAUUAUACAUACCUCGUGAGCUAAACACUCGCCGUGGGUCGUAAUUUGGUGGUGACUAUGCCAGAGAAGCUGUCGUUGUCUCUUUUGGCUGAAUUGUUUUUUAUCAAGUUAUGGAAGGGCGUCCUGGGACGCUGUAGGACUCGAUUGGCAGCAAAAAACACGUGUUUAUCCUCCGGAGUGUGAGUGUCACACCCCCCAGGCGCCCUCACCUGCUCUCACCUCACACCGCAGUGUACAUGUCAGGGUUUCAUAGUGACUGUCAUCAGUGCUGCUGUGAAGAAGAGGAGUCGAGCAGGGGUUGAUCGAUCACAGUGGCGAGACGAGAGCAGGCGAGCCAGCAUCACCUCCCUCUCCUUCACCUAAGUUAUUUGCUGGAUCAGAAAUUGUUUAGGUGCUCGUAAAGGGAAAUUUUGUGAUCCUUGAGAAUGGCAAUGAAAGAGGUAACAGUUGAAUGUGAUGAUGCUGGUGUUGAGGUCCGGGUGAUCGGAGACCCAGUCGGUAAAGGAUUAUUCGCUACUCGCAAUUUCAAGUCAGGAGAGGUUAUCUUUGAAGAAAGACCGCUGGUUUCUUGUCAGUUUUUAUGGAAUGCAGCCUAUGGAUACCUUGCUUGUGAUUAUUGUAUGAGACCCCUAGAAACAGCAGAAGAAAAUGCCUGCAGGCUGGCCCAAAAUUCUCAGCUGACACUACCAUAUCCCGAGUGCUGCGACACCAAGAAAGAUGCUCUUGUAGAAUGUCCAUAUUGUGAUGCCUCAUAUUGUAGCAGAGAAUGUAGAGACAGCGCUUGGAAUCAGUACCACGACACUUUGUGCUUGCGAUCAUUCAUGCCAGACCGUUCCCAUCCUCUUGUAAUGCUUCAGGAAGCUUGGAAGUGGUGGGGAUUGCAGCCUGAUACUUAUCACUGCCAGGGGUCUGCGAGCCAAAAGAAAAUAAGGAGCAGUGAAGUAGAGUAUGGACAAAUGCAUUACCCCCCAGAGACAGCAUGCAUUAUGCUUCUGGCACGAAUCAUUGCUACUGUGCGUCAAGCUGCUGACAAGGAGGGAGCAACAGCUUUGUUUAUGCAAUUCUGCCAUCGCACAGUGAAUGAAGAGGAGGAGAUUGCCCACAAGCUACUUGGGGUAGAGUUCCAGGACCAGUUGGAGGCUCUGCGAUUAAUGAUGGAAAAGGGUUUAGGUGCUCCAGAAGUUCAACAUUGGCUAACUCCUGAAGGCUUCAGAUCUUUGGUUGCAUUAGUAGGUACAAAUGGACAAGGUAUUGGCACAAGUCCUCUCAGCCGAUGGGUGCGCAAUUGUGAUGCUCUGGAAAUUACUGCUGCUGAGAGAGAGAAGCUUGAUCAAGCAGUUGAUGAGUUGUAUGUGCAAUUGGAAAAGGAGGCAGGAGGGUUCCUCAACAAUGAGGGGUCAGGGCUGUAUCCACUACAGAGCUCCUGUAACCACAGUUGUGACCCCUGUGCCAUGCCCACUUUUCCUUACAAUAACUUCCACCUGGUGAUGACAGCAGUGAAGGACAUUACAGCUGGGGAUGAGAUCUGCGUCAGUUACCUUGAUGAAUGUAAUCUGAAUAGGAGUCGACAUUCCCGUAUUGCGAUUCUCAGGGAAAACUACUUAUUUACGUGCCGUUGCCCAAAGUGUGAAGAGCAGGCUGGAGACCCAGAUAUAACGAGUGAAGAAGAAAUGGACGAAGAUGAAGAAGAGGAAAAUAAGUAAAAUUGGUAUGUAAGAAAAGAGUAAUAAACUACAGUAUAUUGCAGGAAGACAGUCGUGAUUCUGAGCAUUGGAGUUUGUCGCUGACAGAAUAAUUGGGAGACACGUUUUAAUUAUACCUGUAAUUGCAUGGUUAGGAUAGACAAGAAGCAGACCAUUACAAAGAAGUUUUUUGUAUGGUAGCUAAUGCUUGCAGGUUUUGGUGAUAAAUGGAAAGUCAACAUUUAUUGUGUUCAGUGCUUCCAGAGAAUAUUAUAGCUAUUACAUCAACUACAUCACCAAAGACUUUUGUCUUACUCUGCAUAAUUAUUGGAACUAAAUUAAAUUCACCUGGUCAGGGGUGCUACUGCAUCAUAAGUGGGGGUGCAAGAUAUUAAAUCAUUAAAAUUUAAAAGAUAUAAUAGGAAAAUAACAUAAUUUGCAGAUAGAUAUAACUGCAGUGACAGGAAAUUGAGAUAAUUAAUAGUGCUUUUUUUCAUCUUUGCCGCUUUUGUUAGGGUAAUAAAUCACUAUAAAUAAGUUAAUAAGUGUUAGACUUCUACCUCCAAAUGUAUUUGUAACUAUAGUACAGUACUUUGUCGUUGUCUUUUAUCCGUGUGACAGAUGUUCAGCAUAGUUCAUUAACUGGGUGGCAUAUGUACAAUGAGGGUCAUUAUAUGAGUGACAGGUGUGAUGUACAUCAUAGACCGUCAUAAAGGGACAGGUGUACUGUACAUCAUAGGCCAUCACAUGAGUGACAGGUGUACUGUACAUCAUAGACAGUCAUAUGAGUGACAGGUGUGCUGUACAUCAUAGGCCAUCAUAUGAGCGACAGGUGUACUGUACAUCAUAGGCCGUCAUAUGAGCGACAGGUAUACAUUGUAGUUCACUAAAACUGUAGGUCAAAUUAUACUGAAAAGAAAUUUUUAACAGUAUUACUGACAAAUAGUAGAAAAGAAAUUUUUUAUGAUAUUUUAUAUUUAUUUGUGCAGUAAUGGUCUGGAAAACAGAAAGUGCUUGAUCGAAUAUUAUAAUUGGGAAUGACUGAUUGAUAUUGCCUUAAAAAAUACACAUACACAUUUAAGUGUCAGUACAAUCAUUAGUUGAAAUGGUGUUUUGCAAGAUGUAUUUUAGUAAUACAGGGAAUACUUAAGGCAUUAAUACUCAUUUGGUUUUUAUAUUAGAAAGCUAGUGGUCUGACAACAAUAUGAAUGUUAUCAAGCAAAAUACUGUAUAUCGAUUCCAAUAGAUAAUGGUCAGGAGGUUAUGACCAGAAUAUAAUUAUAUCGUAAGAAGUUAUGCAGUAAUAAGUAUUUUCUGAGAUUUCUUACUAAGCUGCUGUUAUGAAUGAUCAAUGUUAAUCAAGUUUUUAUAUACAACUUGAUUUAAAAAAAUGCAAUAUUAUAUAAAGAGAGCAAUAAAUAGACUAAGGGAAUACUGAUUAUGUUUGAUCAGUAAUUGGCCAUACAAUUAACUAUAAUCAAUUCUUAAUGCUGUGGCACUGAAUUGACAAAACACAAUUUUUGAAAAUUUACAAAAUUAGUUUUGUUGGUGUUCAGAUUAUUAUAAAUAUUUGGGAAUUUUAUAUGUACACAAAUUAAGCAUAUGGCAUAGAAAAGAUAUUUUUAUCUGAGCAUGCUUUCUGGAGUAAUUCCCUUCUUCUGAGUUAAGACUAAGACAGGGAAGAAGGCAAAUUUAAGGAGGAGGAGAGAGGAACAGUCAUAAGGGGGGAGAGAAGGAGGAGGGGGGUAGGGGCACAGAGGCUCGGGGCAGGUGUCGGCACUACACAGGGGAGAGAAGAAGUGGGAACAAUGAGGCAGAAGUCAAAGGUUGACACAACCGAUAAUAUUAAACAUGAGUUAGACAGGAGAAAGUAAAAAACAAAAAUCAAUAUGAAGUGCUAAACAAAAAUGUUUUAUUUUGUUUAUUUUUUGUUUAUUGCUUCAUAUUUGUUUUUUCUUCUACACUCUCCUGUCUCUCUAACUUAUGUUUAAUAUUAUUCCUUAUCAUCAGUUACUUGUAUAUAUUAUAUGUUCUGUCAACCUUCCACUUCCAGCUCAAUGUUCUUACGUCUUCUCCUAUGUUCCUAAUAUGUUCCUGUGUAGCGCUGACAUUUGUCACGGGCCUCUGUGCCCCUACCCCCCUUCCUUCUGGUGCUACAUGGCCUUCACGGCUUGGUACCUUCUUUUGAUAAUUACUUAAUUCCCUCCUCCUCUUCCCCUUUAUGACUGUUCCUCUCUCCUUAAAUUUCCCUUCUUCCCUAUCUAUGUCUUAGUCUCAGAUGAUCACAGAAGACCUUCAUCUCCAAAGAAGGGAAUUAUCUUUAAAAGCAUGUCCAGAUGAAAAUGUAUUUACUGUUCCAUCUGGAUGAGUUACAUUUUUUGAAGAUCGGUGUUGUGAUCUUGUUUGCUCAUAAAUAAAUUAAUAUAU